Messenger RNA from Dovyalis caffra, 1818 nucleotides. NCBI's taxonomy places the organism in Eukaryota, Viridiplantae, Streptophyta, Magnoliopsida, Malpighiales, Salicaceae. The record is from the annotation of a GenBank genome assembly.
AUGUCGAUGAUCGAUUCCUUCUUCAACAAAGGCUUUAAAGCUGCUAGAUGUAAAACCCUAUUGAAGUUGACGAUACCCCGGAUAAAGUUGUUGAGGAACCGGAGAGAGAUUCAGAUAAAGCAAAUGCGCCGGGACAUUGCUAAGCUUCUUGAGACUGGUCAAGAAGCUACUGCUCGCAUUCGGGUAGAGCACAUAGUAAGAGAGGAGAAUAUGAUGGCUGCUCAAGAGAUCAUUGAAUUGUUCUGUGAGCUUAUUGCUGUGCGCCUUCCAAUUAUUGAAACACAAAGGGAAUGUCCUUUAGACUUGAAAGAAGCAAUAUCCAGUGUCUGUUUUGCGGCACCAAGAUGUGCAGAUCUACCUGAGCUGCUGCAGGUUCAAAUCCUAUUUGCUUCCAAAUAUGGAAAGGAAUUUGUAGCUGCUGCAACUGAGCUUAUGCCAGCUUGUGGUGUUAAUCGCCAGUUAAUAGAACUCCUGUCAAUUCGUGCGCCUUCACCUGAAAAAAAACUGAAGCUUCUGAAGGAAAUUGCUGAAGAGCAUGAGUUAGACUGGAACCCAGCUGAAUCUGAAACUGAGCUAUUAAAAAAGCAUGAAGACUUGUUGGUAAGUAGUGUGGUGCAACUGCCUCAAUUCUCGUUAUCUUUCCAUAUCUUACAUGUGUCCUCUCAUUGUCAGAAUGGCCCAACACAUAUCACUGAUUCAACACGUGCUGCUGGUCCAACAAAUAUCACUAUGUUGCCUCUUCCAAAAGAGAAGCAUGAUGAAUUAUUAAACGCUUCUGAUCUUGCCGAGCAUGAGCAGCCUGAUUCUGAUACAGACUUCGACCAAUUAGAUUUUCCUGAAGUUCCUAAGGUGUCACUGCGCCCAAAUGCAAAUGCUGCCUCAGCACCGGAAAUAACGCCACCUGCACAAGCUGCUCUACACCCUGACAUCAAUCAUGAAUCAUCAAAUCAUUCUGUGACUCACAAAGAUCUAUCACCAGAACCUCAUUUUGAACAUGAGGAUGUGGUUGAAGAAAAGUCAGGAGCUGCCAGGGAUGAAAUUUCAAGCACGGCAGUAAGUGUCAGGGAAGAAAAACAGUUUCUGCCAUUCAUUUCUCCUCCUCCACUAUCCUCUGCAUCAUUUUCAGCAAUACCAAGUACUUCGCCACCCUCUGCAUCAAGGACCAAAAGUGAAGCUGAUGUGGAUCUGCAGAAUGUUUCAGCUGCUGUGCAGGGCACUGUGGAGACUGCUAAACAUGCAGCAAUACCAAGCACUUCACCACCCUCUGUAAUGAGGACCAGAACUGAGGCUAAUGUGGAUCUUCAGGAUGUUUUAGCUGCAGCACAUACUGCUGCUGAGACUGCUGAACGUGCAGCGGCGGCGGCUCGCUCAGCAGCAACUCUUGCGCAGGCACGGAUUAGUGAGCUAACCAAGAAAAACAGUGAGAAGUUCCCUGAGAGUAGCAAUGAUAAUCCAUUUUAUGUGGAUAAUCCCAAUCAAUCAGCUUCUACUGAAAAGCCACACUUUGUUCACCAACAAUCUUUUGGGGAGCCAGGCAGUGUUCCAAACUAUGAAAACUCUCAUCGACGUCAUGAGGGCCACCAGGCAUCAGAGUUGUCGGACAUUCCUUCCUUUGAGAAACUCAAAGUGGAUUAUGAUUCUCCUCGUAGCGAUCAUGUUGUUGAGCAAGGGUCUGUUAGUCACCAGCCACAGAGAUUGCCUUCAAUGGACGAUGAGCCAUACUUCUCAUACCCAAAUUUGUUCACAUCACAAAACUCAAAUCCUGGAUUCAGUGCUCAAUCUGCUACAGAACAUUCCCAUUCCACUCAUGGCCUUUGA